AAUAGAAACUUGUUUCCCAAAAGUACCGACGCAUGCACUACACGUACGUACGAAUGUUCAAAUUAAUCAAAAACAAAAGCAAAUUUAACAAAACUUUAGUAACUUAGCAAGUUUUUUAGAAACAAAAACAAGCUUAUAAAAAUGUCAUUUAUAAAAUAAAAAUUAAUUCAAGGAAACAAAAGUAAACAUUUCAACACUUUUCGGCCUCGUGUUCAAAAUUUCAGUUUUAUUCAAUGGCAACUGCAAAUGCAAGUUAUUCAGGUAAUCCUUGGGACGACGAAUUUGAUGAUAGCAAUAAAACGAUAGAAAACAAAGUCCUUAGGAACUCAACAUCGACUAUAGAUUUGCAAAACGAAAAUUCAUUGCCUCCUAAUAACGAAUCAAGAACAUAUUUUAAUCAAAGCGAAGAUGGUAUGCUUCAAGAGCCACCCCUUCCAAUUGGAAACGAUUCUGGAAAACCCUUGCGUAGUCGAAAAUCUAUUUUAGAGGAACAUGGUCUCUUAUUGGGAAAAAUUAUUGGUUGUGGAAGUUAUGCUAAGGUUAAGGUUGCUUUCUCAGAAGAAUUGCAAAAAGAAGUAGCUGUUAAAAUUAUUUCAAAACUUAAAGCUCCACCAGAAUACACGAAGAAAUUUCUGCCACGAGAAAUUGACGCUGUAAAGGGUUUGCAUCAUGAAAAUCUUAUACAAUUCUAUCAGAGCAUUGAAACAAGUCAUAGAGUAUACUUAGUAAUGCAAAUAGCGGAGAAUGGUACAAUGCUUGAUUAUAUACGAGAAAAAAAGUACUUAGAUGAGAUAAGCGCCCGUAGACUUUUUCGACAGCUUAUUAGUGUUAUCGGAUAUUGUCAUUCCAAAGGUGUUGUACAUAGAGAUAUCAAGUGUGAAAACCUUCUGCUUGAUUCAGAAUUCAACUUAAAAAUUAUUGAUUUUGGAUUUGCUCGAAAAGAUACUUUAACUAGCGAUAACACGGUUAUUCUUUCGAAAACUUUCUGCGGUAGUUAUGCUUACGCAAGUCCAGAAAUUCUGAAAGGAAUUGCAUAUAACCCCUUUUUAUCGGAUAUCUGGGCAACGGGUGUUGUUUGCUAUGCAAUGGUAUUCGGCCGACUGCCAUAUGAUGGAUCAAAUGUACAUGUCUUACUUAAAAGAGUUAAUUCGAAUCUUGUCUUUCCUAAAUCGCCUAAGGCAAGUAACGAAUGCAAAAAUUUGAUUUAUCACAUUUUGGCACCUCUGAAAAUUAGAUAUCGCAUACCCCAAAUACAAGAAGAUCCUUGGUUUAAUGGUAAAAAAAUAAAAAAUGGAAGUAACUCAUUAGCUAAGGGUGUAAGUACCUAGUUACAUUUUAAAUUAAAUUAAAAUAAAUGUUGGUUAACUGCAGAAAAAUCGUUUUUAUUAUUACUUUUAAAUAAAAAAACAUUUGACUUUAAAUUGAUUUUUUUUCCAACCUAUUUU
This is a messenger RNA of Eupeodes corollae, 1445 nucleotides long. Its product is annotated as testis-specific serine/threonine-protein kinase 4. The record is from RefSeq and is a predicted model, not a curated record. Gene Ontology annotation, molecular function: protein serine/threonine kinase activity; ATP binding; tau-protein kinase activity. Gene Ontology annotation, cellular component: cytoplasm. The transcript is spliced from 5 exons. The coding region runs from base 234 to 1328 and encodes 364 amino acids. Gene Ontology annotation, biological process: intracellular signal transduction; protein phosphorylation; microtubule cytoskeleton organization. Lineage: Eukaryota; Metazoa; Arthropoda; Insecta; Diptera; Syrphidae.